Messenger RNA from Eutrema salsugineum, 798 nucleotides. RefSeq names its product glutathione S-transferase T3-like. The record is from RefSeq and is a predicted model, not a curated record. The coding region runs from base 1 to 798 and encodes 265 amino acids. NCBI's taxonomy places the organism in Eukaryota, Viridiplantae, Streptophyta, Magnoliopsida, Brassicales, Brassicaceae. The transcript is spliced from 2 exons.
AUGUCUUCUCCAUUUCCCUUUAGCAACACCUCAAACUUUGUUGAUCUUUUACAAAGUCAACAAGAGAGUGUGUCACCUUAUCCAAAUCCAUACCCUUCCUUCGAAAACCAUGCCUUCGGUACCCAAGCUUCCACCAAAGAAGUAGAAGAGGUUGGAGUGACUAGCAAGGUGAUUAGACGACCGUGGAGUCCUGCGGAAGAUACCCUCCUCAUCAGCUCGUGGUUGAACACCUCCAAGGACCCGGUUGUAGGAAAUGAACAGAAAAGUGGCACUUUUUGGAGUCGCAUUGCUUUGUACUUUGCGGCGAAUCAUAAGGGAGGAGAAAUCCGAGAGUCUGGGCAUUGCAAACAAAGAUGGCACAAGAUUAAUGAUCUUGUGAGCAAAUUCUGUGGGGCUUAUGAGGCUGCAACAAGAGAAAGAACAAGCGUUCAAAACGAGAAUGACAUUCUCAAAAAUGCUCAUGCUAUUUUCUUCAAUCUCCAUAAGAAGAAAUUCACUCUCGAAUACGCUUGGAAGGAACUGAAGAACGACCAAAAAUGGUGUGAUUUGUCAACCAGUAAAACCGAUGGCAGGCCUCCUGGUGUUAAAGCCGCAAAGGCUAAAGGCAAGAAGAUGGACGUGGUGGAGGCUGUUAACGUCUUUGGCAAUAUGUGGAAUAUGAAAAAAGAAGAGAUGACUAUGAAAAAAGAAACCCAAAAGAUGGCUCUUCUUGAUUCCCUUAUUGCGAAGGGACACCUCUCUAAAACCGAAGAAGCUCUGAAGGGGAAGCUCAUCUCCGAGUUGUUGCAUAAUGAGUGA